AACAGAUAGAGUGCAACAACAAAACCCACCUCAAAUUCAUCACCACUACCUUCUACAGACUUGUUGGAGGAAAGAAAAACUGGGUCUUUACCUGUUUCUGGAACUGUAGCUUCAAUCGCUUUUUUGAGUUCUUUCAGGCAAAAUGUCAAACACGUAGAGUGCAACAAUGAGCUGACAUUUUUGUGUCCAUUGGUGAUGUUACAGAAAGAGAUUACCUUGUUUUCACUCAAUGGGAAGACGACAAAUUAAUGGUGGUAUUGAUUUUUGGGGAAUCGUGCCACCGCCGAGUAUGGCUCCGGCAGAAACAAAUGGUGGUGGUGAACUAGAAGGAGGAGAUCAUUGGAGAAACUUUGACAACUCUGUAAAUGCUGUAUCAUUUGGUUUCGUUGCGACUGCUAUUCUUAUUUCUAUGUUUUUAGUAAUGGCGAUUUUCGAGAGAUUUCUCCGGCGAAGACCAUCGUCUUCCGGUGGUGAUCGGAAUAGUUCCGAUCAAAUGAGAGUUCAGAGGAAACUUGAUUAUCCUUCUCCUGAGAUGACUUUUUACGCGAAUGGAGUAUCAGUACUGAUGCCUGGGGAAGAAGUUCCUACCUUCAUCGCACAUCCUGUACCCGCGCCUUCUACUAUGGAAUGUACAUCUCAACCCCUUCAUCACCAAAACGACGCGUCUCCUUCAAGUCCAGCCUCAACUUCUACUAGUCAUAUCUACAGUUGACAACAAUACAGAUAAGAAAUUGAAAUUUAUGGUUGUCACAAUCACAAAAACCUCUAUGUGUAAGUAGAUAUUUGUUAGGAAAAAAUGUCCACUCAUACAUUAAAACUUAAGGGCUUUUUAACCUUGAGGAACUUUUCAUUGUUUUACGUUAUAGUGUAAUAUGAUUUGAACACUGGCUUUCUUAUUCAAACCCCUUCUUUACAUGGAA
This is a messenger RNA of Solanum pennellii, 920 nucleotides long. RefSeq lists its product as uncharacterized. The coding region runs from base 230 to 712 and encodes 160 amino acids. The record is from RefSeq and is a predicted model, not a curated record. NCBI's taxonomy places the organism in Eukaryota, Viridiplantae, Streptophyta, Magnoliopsida, Solanales, Solanaceae. The transcript has 2 exons.